Pimephales promelas (fathead minnow) is the source of this 720-nucleotide messenger RNA. It is a transcript of the gene prxl2c, whose product is annotated as peroxiredoxin like 2C. The record is from RefSeq and is a predicted model, not a curated record. Lineage: Eukaryota; Metazoa; Chordata; Actinopteri; Cypriniformes; Leuciscidae.
UGGGCGUGGCGGACAAACUUCCCUAAAAAUGGCUCCCGUUCUCCCGAUAACUCGACAGGGUCAGAUCGCUCGUGCUGGACAACAGGAGAACCGCACACGGGAUCCACACGAUCUGUGUGUGUCUGCUGUCAGCGACUGCUGGAUUUAUGAUCGACACGGUGUGUGUAAAACCUUCAACAGUUUGCAUCAACACAGCAAAGCUAUCAUCGUUUUCGUGCGGAACUUCUUGUGUUACACAUGCAAAGAAUACGUGGAGGAUUUGGGGAAAAUACCUCGGCACAUGUUGCAGGAAUCGAAUGUUAGAUUGGUAGUCAUUGGACAGUCGUCGUAUUCUCAUAUCGAGGGGUUCUGCUCUCUGACAGGCUAUCCUCAUGAGAUAUAUGUUGAUCCAGAGAGACAGAUUUAUAAAAAACUUGGAAUGAGAAGAGGAGAGACGUACAUGGAGACGCCUUCCAACAGUCCACAUGUGAAGUCCAGUCCACUGAUUGGCAGUCUGAGAAGUAUGUGGCGCGCCAUGACCAGCCCCGCUUUUGACUUUCAAGGAGAUCCGCUGCAGCAAGGUGGAGCCCUUAUUGUAGGCCCAGGUCCAGAGGUUCAUUUUGCCCAUUUUGACAUGAAUCGGUUAGACCACAUGCCGAUCAACUGGUUGCUUCAGUUAGCAGGUCUUCACACAUUGGACUUCAGUGAUGGCCCGAAAAUCAUUGAUAUCUAAAAAAAAAA